This is a messenger RNA of Mus musculus (house mouse), 1815 nucleotides long. RefSeq names its product capping actin protein of muscle Z-line subunit beta (gene Capzb). NCBI's taxonomy places the organism in Eukaryota, Metazoa, Chordata, Mammalia, Rodentia, Muridae. The transcript is spliced from 10 exons. The record is from RefSeq and is a predicted model, not a curated record. Gene Ontology annotation, molecular function: actin binding. Gene Ontology annotation, biological process: actin cytoskeleton organization; barbed-end actin filament capping. Gene Ontology annotation, cellular component: sarcomere; Z disc; cytoskeletal calyx. The coding region runs from base 169 to 1089 and encodes 306 amino acids.
GGCUAAUAGAGCGCGUCUUGAGGGGUGCCCUGCCUGAGUGGGGAGCAGAGUGCUGACGGGUUGGUAAGCCAACUGGACAGGGGUGAACUCACAAUUGCUCUUGUGAGGCCGCAGCCCUGGGGCUAGGGGGACACGGAGCUCAGCAGCCCAACCUACGGCCUGGACACGAUGCAUCCUAGCAGGCGCAGCCUUCCUUUCCCCCUGAACUGUCAGCUUGUUAGAGUUGGGACUGCUGAUUAUGGAGGUGCCUCGGAGCAGAGCGAUCAGCAGCUGGACUGCGCCUUGGACCUGAUGAGGCGCCUGCCUCCACAGCAGAUUGAGAAGAACCUCAGCGAUCUGAUCGACCUGGUCCCCAGUCUGUGUGAAGAUCUCCUGUCAUCUGUUGACCAGCCCCUGAAAAUUGCCAGAGACAAGGUGGUGGGCAAGGAUUACCUUUUGUGUGACUACAACAGAGACGGGGACUCCUAUAGGUCACCGUGGAGUAACAAGUAUGACCCUCCUUUGGAAGAUGGGGCCAUGCCAUCUGCUCGGCUCAGAAAGCUGGAGGUAGAGGCCAACAAUGCCUUCGACCAAUACCGAGACCUGUAUUUUGAAGGUGGGGUCUCAUCAGUCUACCUCUGGGAUCUUGAUCAUGGCUUUGCUGGAGUGAUCCUCAUAAAGAAAGCUGGAGAUGGAUCCAAGAAGAUCAAAGGCUGCUGGGAUUCCAUCCACGUGGUGGAAGUGCAGGAGAAGUCCAGCGGCCGUACUGCCCAUUACAAGUUGACCUCCACGGUGAUGCUAUGGCUGCAAACCAACAAAUCCGGCUCGGGCACCAUGAACCUGGGAGGCAGCCUAACCAGACAGAUGGAGAAAGACGAAACUGUGAGUGACUGUUCCCCACACAUAGCCAACAUCGGGCGCCUGGUGGAGGACAUGGAAAACAAAAUCCGAAGCACGCUGAAUGAGAUCUACUUUGGAAAAACAAAGGACAUCGUCAACGGGCUGAGAUCUCUUGAUGCUAUCCCCGACAACCACAAGUUUAAGCAGUUGCAGAGGGAACUUUCUCAAGUGCUGACCCAGCGCCAGGUCUACAUCCAGCCUGAUAAUUGAGCCGACCCAGGUCUGUGCAGACGUUUGCAGACAAAUCAAAGCAAGAAGCGCUUAAGAACGACCUGGUGGAGGCCUUGAAGAGAAAGCAGCAGUGUUGAAGACCUCUGCUUCACGCUAACCGGACACGCCAUGCACUCGUUAGGUUCCUUUCUUUAGAAAACUCGUUUUCUGCUCCUUUUCCCUCUUCCUUUCCCGCCCUGACAGGUCACAUAACAGUUUGCAUCGACCACGCAGCGCCAUCUCUCCCCCAAAAUAAAGUCCGAUAACCACCCUCCUCUGGCUCCAAGGCCUGCUUCCCACGACGUUUCCAUAGAGACCGUGUGGUUUUGUUCGCCUGUCCCCCUUCCUUCCCUUGCCCAUUUAUAGGCACAGAUACACUGUCUGACACCGCUCCCUCCAUCUUUUUGUUACAUUGGUGUAAAAAAUGUAAAACAAAAAAUUUUAUGAACUAACUGGUGUGUGAGAGAAGAAACUGGAGAUCUGAUCCGUGUGUGUGUGGGAGUUGCUUGGAGUCAGGGCUGGGGACAGGGGACAGCAGUGGAGGAAGGAGUGAUGUCCUCAGCACUGUCCUGCACAGGUGGACCCUUGUCCCAAGGAGACCAUGCUGGGGUGGGGUGGGGCUGGCGACCGGCUGCUCUUCAGGCCAGGUGCUUUUCUGUCAAUUUUUAUGGAAUGCAAAAGGAGUUUUUUGUUUUAUUUUGGUUUUUUUUUGUAAAGCUUAAACAG